Vanessa atalanta (red admiral) is the source of this 858-nucleotide messenger RNA. RefSeq lists its product as uncharacterized. The record is from RefSeq and is a predicted model, not a curated record. The transcript has a single exon. NCBI's taxonomy places the organism in Eukaryota, Metazoa, Arthropoda, Insecta, Lepidoptera, Nymphalidae. Bases 1 to 858 code for a protein of 285 amino acids.
AUGGAAGAAAAUACUGCUCAAGACUGCAGAAUCUCUGCUGAAGUGGACCUCGCUGCAAUCUCAGUCCAGUCAAGGAUCCUACCCUUCUGGCGAGACCUACCACGAUCCUGGUUUAUACAAUUUGAAGUAGUCGUCGACCCCUUGAAGACAUCUGAUGACCAGAGGUUCAGAUACGUCCUGCAACAGCUGCAAACGACAGACCUACAGCACGUCACUGACAUACUGUAUGAAACGCCCGCUACAGAAAAAUAUAAUACAUUAAAGAACCGCCUACUCGCGGUAUAUGAAAAAUCUGAUGUUAAAAACUUCCAGAAGCUUAUCAGUGGUCUACAGUUAGGUGAUCAAAAACCUUCGCAGCUACUGCGCAAAAUGAGAGAGCUCAGCUCCGGAAUGAUCACCAACGACGGUCUCCGGAUCGAGUGGCUCAAUCAUUUACCCACUCAGGUACGCGUCGUACUGUCCGUCAACACGGAAUCGUCACUAGACACACUCGCGGCCAUGGCGGACAAGAUGGUCGAAUACUCCGAGCCUACGACAAUAGCUGCAAUCUCAACAUCAACACCGACAAACGAUGCCGUGUCUACUCAAUUUGCAAUAUUAACAAAACAAUUAGAAAAACUAUCACUUGAAAUAAACGAGAUACGCGGUCGCUCAAAAUAUAGACGUCAAUCAAGGCAACAUUAUCGCUCACAAUCACGAUCUCGUCCUAGCUCGUCAUAUCGCAACAAAUCAGCCGUGAAGCCCGGCGACGCAACAUGGGAAUGCAAAUAUCACUACCGAUUUGGCGACAAAGCAAAACGUUGCGAAUCACCUUGUUGCAGGCGAAUGAAAAAAGAUACUACAAAUCAUUUAAACUAG